AUGGAAAAGGUAAUUAGUAUGAGAGAAAUAAUUACAAAUACAAGAAAAAUAAAAUUACAUGAAAAUUUUUUAGAAGAUUGUAAUCUAAAAGAUAUAUUUUAUAACGGACUAGAAGCAGUAAAUUGCGCAUAUAAUGAUUACGUAAAUAUAAAGACAUGGCUUUUUGUCAUAUCUGAAAAAUUAUUUUCAAAUGAUUAUGAAGAAUUAGCAUAUGUUGCUUGUGAUGCAUUAAAAGUUUUAUUAUGUAAUAAUAGAUUUUUAAAUGUAAUUAUUUUUAAAUUGUUAAAAAAAAAUUUAGAAAAAGAUGUUUUAAAAAUAAUGGGAAUAUGUUGUUUAACAGUUGCUUCUAGAAUGCAACAAAUAAAUGAAACAACAUGUUUUAAGGAAAUUUUAGAAAUGUCAAAUUUAAAAAAUAAAAUAAAUGAAUUUAAUAUAAGACAGAUAGAAAUAGAUGUUUUUGUUUCAUUGGCUCACUCAGGUUUUUGUUUUGAAAAAAUUGUAACACCAGUUAAUGAAUUAAAUAAAAUUAUGAAUUUCUUAGAAAGUUACAAAAAUUUAUUUGAAAACAAUUUUCAUUUAUUUAAAUCUUCAAGUAAUUUAAUGCUCAGAAUUAUUUAUUGUAUGGUUCCAGUAUUCAAUAUGAAUAUAUAUAAUUAUUCUAUUGUCAAUUAUGUUUUAAGAUUAUUUAUUAAAGAUAAUGAAAUAUAUAAAUAUAUUUUUGAAAAUUUAAAAAAAAAUUAUUAUGAUAAAGAAAUUAUUGAUAUAUCAAAUUUUCAAAACCAUAUGAUUAAUAUUAUUAACGCUUUCAAAAAUACCUCCAUUUUUUCUGCAAAGGAUUCAAUCUUAAAUAAACCAGACACUAUUGAAUUAUUUGAAGAAAUCAAUAAAAGAAUAGAAUGUCAAUGGAAAAAUAGUUAA
Molecule: messenger RNA, 918 nt
Organism: Plasmodium gallinaceum
Lineage: Eukaryota; Apicomplexa; Aconoidasida; Haemosporida; Plasmodiidae
Product: conserved Plasmodium protein, unknown function
Exons: 1
Coding region: 1-918 (305 amino acids)
Source: RefSeq, a predicted model, not a curated record